CAGCAGCAUCAGCAAAGCAGCAGCUCAUCACAGGGCCAAGGCCCCAUCCAUCGUGGAGUUACGUGUGACGGCUGCGAGGGUCCCGUGAUCGGCGUCCGUUACAAGUGUUGUGUGUGCGCCGACUAUGACUUGUGCUCCUGCUGUGAGGGCAAGGGGCUUCACUCCGAGCACGACAUGUACAAGAUAACCGUUCCGAGAGUCAACCCGAUGGAUUUCAUUCCUCCCCAUUUUGGCCGUUACCUGAACCGCUACAUGCAGGGUUACUGGAACGGUUCUCAGGCAGGUGCCAGCGCAAGUGCCAGUGCGAGCGCCUCUUCCUCCUCCGCGUCUGCUCAGGCCAGUGGCGGGACAGGAAGUGGAGACAAGGCCAAGGAGCAGGCGGGUUAUGACGAGUACCUCAAAGGUGUCGGAGCCAACAUUGCCGCUUUUCUGGAUCCUUUUGGUAUUGACGUGACUUACGAUGUCCACCAUGGCGAUGGAUCCCACGAGACCGGUGGGAACCGCAGAGGAAAUUGUCGUGGAGGUUUUGGCCGAUGUGGGGCGUGGGGGUCAAACAUGCGCCGCAGAGCGGAGACCGCCGCAAAGACGCCUGGGGCAGAGCAAGCGACUGGCAAAGGAGAGACGAUGGAGACUGACAGUGCUGAGAAGACACAAGACCAAGGUGCACAGAGCCAGACUGCUCCACAGGAUGUUCCCAUGGAUGAAAGCAACAAGCCAAGCGCAUCAAACAACUACGGUGGCGUUUCGGAUGACUGGACAUUUGUGCCGGAGGAUGGGACUGAGGUCCUCAUCCCCACCCAGGCCCCUAUCCCCAUGCCAGGUCCCACGGCCAUACCCAUGCCUGCCCCCGCACCUGCUCCCACUCCUGCCCCUGCCCCCACUCCUGCCCCUGCCCCUGCCCAUGCCCCCACUCCUGCCCCUGCCCCUGCCCCCACCACCCCUACCUCUGCCCCCACCAUGACUGCUCCAGGCACUGAGACUCCCACUCCCGCUCCGCGUGUAGCAGCCCCAACAGCCUCUGCCACAGCCCCUGCCCCUGCCCAACCCGGCAACCAGACCAACAUUUACCCCAACCUGCGAAUCCAACAGAGCCUGGAUCAGAUGUUGUCCAUGGGCUUCACCAACACGGACAACUGGCUGGCCGACCUCCUCACAGAGCACAACGGCAACAUCGGGGCCGUCCUGGACGACAUCAAAGACAAGGCCACCCAGCAGCUCAACAACCUGCGUGGCACCCGCUAAGUAUGACCGAAAGAAGAAACUCGCUCUACGUAGAGAAGAAAAGUUUGAAUUGUACUCUGCAUUUUCUGUGUGUUAAUGAAUUAUAAUCUCUUUGGAAAGAUAUUUGUUGUGCUGGUCCAACUGUGAUCAUCGUUGUACUUUGUGAGCUACGAUUUUCUUAAACAUAAUUUUUUUUGUUAUUGGUGUUGUUUUUGGUCUUGUACAGCCAGGUUUGCCUUGAAAAAGUGUUUUCUUCAAAGAGAAUUUUUGUUUCUUGGUUUAGGGUUUUUUUUGUCAUGCACAGCCGGCUGUCGGGAGGAGCAAAAGUUUAAGUCUUUAAAUGUGUUUUAAAAAAUUUCUGUGAGAUCGACCAAAAUUACUUUGUUCAUUUUUCAAGAAAGGCACAAUCUAGUUUUAAUAUUUUAUUUUACUUGUUGCUUUUAAACAGUAUAGCUUUGCUUUCCAAAGCUUUUGUCAAUAUAACAAAAUACAUUUCUGAUGUAACUAUGAGCAUGAGAAGUUAUGCUUGCAUAAGCAUUGGGAGUGCGACUUGCAUUUUGUGCUGCACUGAUUUUAUCUUGUAUGUUGUUUAAUCUUUAAUUUAGAGUGUCUAUGGAUGGUUUGUUCACACUGUAGUGGCAAAAUAACACAAUGCUAAUGUUGAUAUACUUUAUCCGGUGUACUCAAGAUUUUGUGUUACUAAAUUCUGAUAUGGCAAUACACAUGUUUUAUACUUUCCCUAUUUCAGGAAUAUUUUUGAUAAAACUCUAUGAUAAUUAUGAAACCCUGUUAAGAAUGAAACUCUUUGCUUUCAGGAAAGAGAAGAUGUUUUGUCAGUUAAAGCAAGGCUUGUCAAAGAAGUCAUCUUAUAAUAGAUCGUUGACUAUAAUUAAUGUAAAAGUCUUAAAUGAGGAUUGAAUCAUUGGUUUUUUUUUCUUGUUGUUGUGACCUUUCAACUUGCCCUGGUGGUUUGCUCUUGUAGAUUGUUGCAUUCUUCUCCAGCCUUUUUUUUUACCCUACCAAAUUUUUUGACAACCACAACCCAAUACUAAAGUUAAAGUUCUUUAUCUUAAAGCUUUGGAAUUUUUAUGUAAUGAACAUUUCCACUAAUCCACAUUUUUCUGCCAGCACUUUGCUUUGAGUGUAUUUCUUUAUCUAUUUACAUCUCAGGCUACAUUUUUGCAUUGUUUUUAAACUAUGAAUAAUUCGGGGACAUGUCCGGUUGCAAAAAUGCUUCACACAAAAUUGAUUAAUUUUGAUUUUAAAAUCUCAUUGUAAACUGAUCACAGGUACCAUUUUUUUUUUUCCUCUUCAAUUUCUGUAAAACAGUAAAUGAUUAUCUUUUGGUGUUUCUCGUUUAAGUCAAUCUCCAGACUGGUACAUGCUCUUGCACACAAAUAAUUUAACGGACAUGUACACAAAUAACCUGAUACUCAUACAAGUCCACACAUGCGAGCACUUACAGAUAUAUGUACUCAUGCUCUUUCACAUAUGCUAACAAACAAACAAACAAACAAGUGCAAUUGUACCCAAACGCUCACAAACGCAUGCGUGCAUGCACAAGGUCUCCCACUCCACACACACAAGAUUGGACCAAAGCAGUGGGAGACAUAACAGUCACUUCUGUGUCUUUGUCACUGAUUAAUGAAAUGUGCUGUUGUUAUUUCAGUCGAAAUAAAUAGAUAUUAUAUAUAUAAACUUA
This is a messenger RNA of Aplysia californica (California sea hare), 2923 nucleotides long. Its product is annotated as actin cytoskeleton-regulatory complex protein pan-1. The record is from RefSeq and is a predicted model, not a curated record. Lineage: Eukaryota; Metazoa; Mollusca; Gastropoda; Aplysiida; Aplysiidae. Gene Ontology annotation, biological process: mitophagy; aggrephagy; endosome organization. Gene Ontology annotation, cellular component: aggresome; amphisome. Gene Ontology annotation, molecular function: zinc ion binding; protein kinase C binding; K63-linked polyubiquitin modification-dependent protein binding.